Cylicostephanus goldi is the source of this 240-nucleotide messenger RNA. Lineage: Eukaryota; Metazoa; Nematoda; Chromadorea; Rhabditida; Strongylidae. The record is from the annotation of a GenBank genome assembly.
AUGGGAGUCCAUCAAUUCAAACCUGACGAAAACGAAGCUGUGCUGGCUGAGCUGUACCCCAAAUUCUUCACCGACUUUAUUAGAUUUGGACAACCAAGACAAGAAGUACUGAGUAUCAGUUCUCAAUUAGGCUUUCUACAUGAUAAAAAAAAUAGACAAAUACUAUGUUCUCUGGACUAUCACCUGCCGGAACGACAGCGACGUGCCGCCAUAGCUCAGUCGGUUAGAGCGUGGGUCUAA